GCCUCGUAAAUGUAACACUAGGGAAGCUUCAACUCGUUCAGAUCACUCAGAGAGACAAACCAUUGAGAAAGUUUUUAAGUGUGAAUUGUGUGGGAAGGCAUUCUCUGUAUUGGGAGACAUUUAUAGCUACAUGAAAUCACAAACUGGUGAUGAACCUUAUAAUUGUGAUGCAUGUGAAAAGACAUUCAACCAGUCAGGUACCUUACAGAGAAACAUGAGGAAACAUACAGAAAAUACACGUUAUAAAUGUGAUAUGUGUGAAAAACUCUUCAACCUAUUUUAUAAGUUAAAGAUACAUAUAAGAAUACAUACAGGUUAUAGACCUUAUAAAUGUGAAGUAUGUGGGAAGGCUUUUAUUGAAUCAGCAGUUUUAAAGAAACACAUGAGGACACAUUCGGGUGAUAAACCUUAUAAAUGUGAUGUAUGUGGGAAGACAUUUUCCGAAUCGGGCAACUUAAAGACACACAUUAUGAUUCAUACAGGUGAUAAACCAUAUACAUGUGAAGUGUGUGGGAAAGCUUUUAAUCAAUCAGGUUCCUUACAGAGACAUAUGAAGACACAUACAGAUAAUACACGUUAUAAAUGUGAUAUUUGUGAAAAACUCUUCAACCGAUUUCAUAAGUUAAAGAUACAUAUAAGGAUACAUGCAGGUUAUAAACCUUAUAAAUGUGAUGUAUGUGGGAAGGCUUUCAAAGUAUCAACAAGUUUAAAGAAACACAUGAGGACACAUAUGGAUGAUAAACCUUAUAAAUGUGAUGUGUGUGGGAAGACAUUUUCUGAAUCAGGCUACUUAGAGACACACAAGAGGAUACAUACUGGUGAGAAACCUUAUAAAUGUGAAGUGUGUGGGAAAACAUUCAACCAAUCAGGUCAUGUACAGGAACACAUGAGGACUCACACAGGUGAGAAACCUUUUAAUUGUGAAGUGUGUGGGAAAGCUUUCAACCAUUCAGGUAAUUUACAGGGACACAUGAGGACUCACACAGGUGAUAAACCUUAUAAAUGUGAUGUAUGUGGUAAGGCAUUUAACCAGUCCAGUAACUUACAGACUCACAUGAGGAUACAUACUGGUGAUAAACCUUUUAACUGUGAAGUGUGUGAAAGGGCAUUUAGCUAUUCAGAGCACUUAAAAAUUCACAUGAGGACCCAUACAGGUGAUAAACCAUACAAAUGUGAUUUUUGUGGAAAGGCAUUUAGUGACAGAUGUAAUCUAAAGAAACAUUUGUUGAUACAUACAGGUGAUGAACCUUUCCAAUGUACAGUAUGUUUGAAAACAUACAGGCAUUCAGCACUUUUAAAGAAACAUAUGAGGACACAUAGAGGUGAUAAACCAUAUAAAUGUGAUAUAUGUGGAAAGGCAUGCAACCGGCCAGGAAAUCUGCGGAGACACAUGAGAACACAUACUGGUGAAAAACCUUAUAAAUGCAAUAAGUGUUGGAAGGCAUUCAGUGAGUCAUUUAACUUACAGAGACACAUGAGGACACACACACAUGAUAAACCUUAUAAAUGUGAUGUGUGUGAAAGGGCUUUCACUGAAGCUCAGGGCUUACGGAACCACAUGAGGAUACAUACAGGUGAAAAACCUUACCAAUGUGAUGUAUGUGGAAGGGCAUUCAACAGAUUAUAUGGCUUAAGGAGGCACAUGCAGACACAUGCAGGUGAUAACGUAUAAACGAUGUGUAUGUAAGAUGGCAUAGAGUCAGUCAAAACGACAUGAAAGUGCACAUCGGUAAUACACCUGUCCGUGUGAAGUACCUCCAAAUCAGGAUCAUCAAACAAGAAAAUGAAAGAGACAGAUAACACAUUUUCCCAAUAUUUUACGACAUUGUAAAAAAAUCUUAAAUAAUCUUAAUUUGUAUGAAUUUUUAU
Messenger RNA from Saccostrea echinata, 1869 nucleotides. RefSeq names its product zinc finger protein 43-like. The transcript has a single exon. The record is from RefSeq and is a predicted model, not a curated record. Bases 131 to 1672 code for a protein of 513 amino acids. Gene Ontology annotation, cellular component: nucleus. NCBI's taxonomy places the organism in Eukaryota, Metazoa, Mollusca, Bivalvia, Ostreida, Ostreidae.